Vollenhovia emeryi is the source of this 2605-nucleotide messenger RNA. Its product is annotated as Golgi resident protein GCP60. Bases 425 to 1942 code for a protein of 505 amino acids. The transcript has 4 exons. NCBI's taxonomy places the organism in Eukaryota, Metazoa, Arthropoda, Insecta, Hymenoptera, Formicidae. The record is from RefSeq and is a predicted model, not a curated record. Gene Ontology annotation, molecular function: fatty-acyl-CoA binding. Gene Ontology annotation, cellular component: Golgi membrane.
CGGCGCGCCGUGGGAUACAACACGGUCAUACGCGGUGCACAGUGGCGCACGGUGCACGCCGCACACCGCGUCGGGCCUACGUUCACGUUGGUCGUACGGCGUCGCGUUCGGUAUUUUUCCGAUCCUUCGCUCCGCGACCCGCGACCAGCGGAUCAGCCAGCUCGCGAUCUCCCACGACCGACGACGACGACGGCCGCAUCGUCCGGCGUCCGGAAUCGCCGGGCGAUUCCGUCAUUGCGUGUUGUUGCACUUGCGCGCUCGCGCCCACAGGUCCCCGUCAUGUCGCCCGCGAGAUAAUGCCGUGGUCACUUCUCGUCGGUCGUGCUCGAACGCCGGACGAGGACGAGGACGAGAGCGAGAGCGACGAGGUUAGGCGCGCGCGAUUUAUAUCAAUCUCCGAUCGACGUGUCGGACGCGAACGCAAAUGGCGGCCGCUGUCGAAGAGGACGUGUCCGCGCUCGGCGAGCGGGUCGACGAGCUGAGCGUCUCCGCGGCGGAGGACGAGACGGCGACGACGACGACAACGACGACAACGGCGACGGCAAGGAGGGCCGAUGGCAACGACGCGGAUGUCACAGCGAGAUGCGAACCGCGGCUCUGGGGCUUCGAGACGCGAGAGCUUUACAAGCUCGCGCACAACUUUUACAAAGAGAAAGAGGGCAAAGCUGUCCAUCUGUCUUACGAGGAUAAACUGAAACUAGUGGCGUUCACGCAACAAGUAACGCAUGGAAAGUGCACAGCCGAGAAUGCAUCGCCGUUAGGCGUCCUGGACAUGAUCGGAAGGGACAGGCGUUUGGCAUGGCAAAAUUUGGGCGAUAUAUCGAAGGAGCAGGCGAUGGAAGGGUUCAUAGUAUUACUGGACAAACUUUGUCCUUUAUUCAGAACUGUAGUCGAGGCACAAAAACGGGAUUUCGAAGAGAAGCAACGUCUCAAGCGAGAGGAAGAGGCGAAAAGGCUGGAGGAAGAAAAGAAAUUGAAGGAACUAGAGGAGGAGAGGAAGAAGCAAGAAGAGGAGCGACUGAAGGAGGAAACUCAGAGGAGGCAGAUUCAAGAUGCUUUGAAUCAGCAAACGUAUUAUCAGUUUAAAGUAUACGCCGAGCAGCAGUACCCUGGCAAUCCAGAGCAGCAGGGCGUCUUGAUCAGGCAAUUGCAGGAGCAACAUUAUCAUCAGUACAUGCAGCAACUUCACCAAAACCAGCUGGUUAUCGAAGACCAGACCGAGAAGGAAGAGGAGGAGGAGGAAAAGGAAAAGAAGACGAAGAAGAAGAGCAUCCAAUCGGAGAGUGCAACGUGCAAAAACGACGACGACAACGACGACGACGACGACAAUGACGAAGGCAACAAUAAAGAUAACACGAAUGAAAAUGUGGAUGAUGAUGAUUCGGAGUUUGAGGACUGGCCGCCCAUCACUCCCGCAGAGAUGUGGACGAGGAAAGGCGUGGAGGAAUUUAAGCAGACCAUCAGAAGGGAAACGGGCGACGCGGUCAUCAAGGUCGGCCACGGCGAGACUGUCACGGUGCGAGUACCGACGCACGAGGAUGGUACGUGCCUGUUCUGGGAAUUUGCGACGGACGGUUACGACAUUGGCUUUGGGGUUUACUUCGAAUGGUCCAAACCGGAGACGAAUCAGGUAUCCGUGUACAUAAGCGAAUCCGAAGAGGACGACGACGAGGAAGAAUACGAACAGCGGGAGGACCUGGAGAGUGGAGCGGUGAACGGUAACGCUCGACCUGAACGUAGAACGGCCACUCCGCCUAUAAGUGUCAUAGUACCUGUAUAUAGGAGAGACUCUCAGGAGGAGAUUUAUGCUGGAAGUCAUCAAUACCCGGGCGAGGGAGUAUAUCUUCUAAAGUUCGACAACUCGUAUUCGCUUUGGCGGAGUAAAACGCUUUACUACCGAGUGUACUACACGCGGCAGGGUUUCACGAAGAAUAAUAAUUAGUCUUUACGUUACAUAUCGCGACGAUAUGUAUGAGUGUAUGUUGUUUGUUGAGCACUAGCCUGGAUAUAACCGUCUACUGAUAACGCUAGUCCAACUGAAUAAAGAGUCCUAUCUGUCCUAUCUGUUUGGUUCGCGCAAAAGCGACGAAACUGUUCACAUACAAAGAAAAUAUAUUUAUUAUAUAGUUAAGUAUGUAAGAAGACGGUACGUUCUAAAGUGGCAAAAGUGUGUGCGCGGGGAGAAAACGGAUUCUAAACUGUCCUCGAAAGGCGAGAACCCCCGUGAGGCGUGUGCGUCGUAUGUAAAUUGACGGAUCGGCUCUUUUAUGUGCAUAAUAUUGCACACCUGCGGCGGCUCUCGCAUUACACCAUCCCUCGACGCAGGCGGCAUCGUCCCUUCGCGAUUUCCGACGAAAUUUUCGAAACGUUCUUAUACGGCGCGCAAAUCUUUAUAUACAUAAACGAUGAUCUCCGUUUUAAAGCGAAGGAUUAAGUGUAUACACGCACGUUGUAUAUCUGUAUUAUCUAUGUGAAUACUGGCUUGUGGAAUGUUUUUUGCAACUCGAUGUUAUACAGACUUUUAUCACCUGGCUGAAUUCUUGUCAUAGCUUUUAUUAAAAUCAUCUUAUUUUUCUUUAAAUACAGCAGCAGAGUACAGUGCGCA